AUGCCCGGUCUCGCUGCAUUCCAGGCUUACUUGAGCUGUUUAGCCUGCGUGACUGCUGCCCAAUAUACACCUCCAUCCUCUUACAACGUCACAACCCUGACUGCGUCCAACAACGCCUCUGUUCUGCAAUGCUGGUCUAUACAACCUGGCUUUAGCACGUCAAGUCAGCCUGGUAUUUCAGGAUCCGCAGUCGUGAGCAUUGGUACGUUGAAUUCGACAACAAAUGCAACCUUAUCUGUCCUCCCAGGAAAUUUUAAUGGCGGGCAACAUCACGCGCCGGCCGCGCAAUGGGUUUUCUUCUUGUCGGGUGUGGCACACAUCACUCUCCCUCAUUCCUCGGAUGAGGCAUACAUUGUCGGUGGUAAGCACGGUGGCAUUCUGGCCCUAGAUACAGCCGAUGUCAGUGUUGAUGGUCAUUUUACUGUGUAUCCGACAAACGAGGUAACGACGUCUCUCGAACUUCAGCUGGAGAAUGGCAUAGCACCACCACAUGUAUCGCUGCAUGACGGACCUUGCACUGCCGAAGAGCAGAAUUAUUAG
This is a messenger RNA of Talaromyces proteolyticus, 540 nucleotides long. RefSeq lists its product as uncharacterized. The record is from RefSeq and is a predicted model, not a curated record. The transcript is spliced from 2 exons. Lineage: Eukaryota; Fungi; Ascomycota; Eurotiomycetes; Eurotiales; Trichocomaceae. The coding region runs from base 1 to 540 and encodes 179 amino acids.